GGAUAUAACUUUGACAACCAUGGAUUUAAAAUUAUUGAAAAUUCAUCUGCUCGACGUAAUAAAUCUUCUUGGGAUGGACAUAAUAUACAAAACCUUGAGUCGCAAGAAGCAAAUAGGAUCUCCUCAGGAAACGAAAUUAGCCAGAUGCUUGUCAACUCUCGACUUAACAGCCCUUGGCAUAGGAUCAACCCUUGGUGUAGGAAUCUAUGUCUUGGCGGGAUCCGUUUCUCGGGAUACCGCUGGACCGGCAGUUAUCAUUUCUUUUGCCGUAGCCGCAAUCGCGUCAGUUUUCGCAGGUCUCUGUUACGCGGAAUUUGGUGCCAGGGUGCCAAGAGCUGGAUCCGCUUACGUUUACAGCUAUGUUGCUGUUGGUGAAUUCAUAGCGUUCCUAAUAGGAUGGACUUUGAUUUUGGAGUACGUGAUUGGAUCUGCCAGUGUGGUGCGUGCACUGAGUACCUACGUCGAUGCCCUUUUCAACGACACUAUGAAGACCACAUUUCAGAGUGCCAUGCCUAUUCAAAUUGACUAUCUCUCCUCAUAUCCGGAUUUUUUCGCCUUUGGAAUAACUCUGGUCUUCUCUGCUGCUCUGGCCUUUGGCGCUAAGGAAUCAUCCCUGGCCAACAACAUUUUCACCUUAAUCAAUUUGUCAGUUGUACUGUUUGUCAUCAUUGCUGGCUCGUUCAAAGCGGAUGCUGCGAACUGGAGAACCGAAGUGGAGUGCACCGAGUCAAGCUGUCCAUGGGGUACCGGAGGUUUUGCUCCAUACGGCAUAUCGGGCAUCAUAACUGGCGCAGCAACCUGCUUCUAUGGUUUCAUAGGAUUUGACUGCGUUGCAACCACAGGGGAAGAGGCAAAAAGUCCGCAGAAAUCCAUACCAAUUGCGAUUGUUGCUUCUCUGACAAUUGUUUUCCUUUCGUACUUCGGCAUAUCGGUAGUUCUGACUAUGGCUCUUCCCUACUACGAUCAGAAUGCCGAUGCUCCGCUGCCCCAUCUCUUUGAGACAAUAGGAUGGAAUUGGGCUAAAUAUGCAGUUUCUGUGGGGGCAAUUUGCGGCCUGUGUGCAAGUUUACUUGGUGCAAUGUUCCCUUUGCCUCGAGUGAUCUACGCUAUGGCCUCAGAUGGUUUGAUUUUCAAGUGGAUGGGGAAAAUCGACUCGCGUUUUCAGACUCCACUUGCUGGAACUCUUUGUACCGGAUUACUGACAGGUGUUCUUGCAGCAAUAUUUGAGCUAAAACAACUGGUUGACAUGAUGAGCAUCGGGACUUUGUUAGCUUAUUCCAUUGUUGCAGCCUGUGUCUUAAUUUUAAGGUACGAGGAGAGCGAGGCUUACGAAAAAAAAGAUGAUCGUACCUUGAAAAGCUUUACAUUUAUCGCAAAGCAAUUUGUCAAUGGUAAUAAGCUGCAUCACUCAACGAGACUGACAGCAAGUCUAGUUACUUGGCUGGUAUUUGCAUACUUUAUACUCUGCGCAUGUACAUCAAUGGUGAUUGUGUUUAUCGGUGAUAAACUCUUGAACAUUGAACCAUGGGCAGUUGCAAUUUUUGUAAUUCUAAUUGCAAGUCUAGUUAGCAUUCUUGUCUCCGUUUAUCUGCAACCAGUAUCUGGGAAAAAGCUUAGUUUUUCUGUACCUCUUGUUCCAUUCUUGCCAGGGCUCAGUAUUUUCAUCAAUAUUUACUUAAUGAUGAUGUUAGAUAACAUGACUUGGGUUCGGUUUGGUGUAUGGAUGGCCAUUGGGCUUGCAGUGUAUUUUUUUUACGGGACUAGACACAGCAAUCUUCGGCAAAAAAGCUAAUCCAGAAGCAACGUCUCGAAAAGCAGUUUGUACAUGGGAGAAUUAUAGAAUACUGUAAACUGUGCUUCAAUGUC
Molecule: messenger RNA, 1866 nt
Organism: Diprion similis
Lineage: Eukaryota; Metazoa; Arthropoda; Insecta; Hymenoptera; Diprionidae
Product: cationic amino acid transporter 2
Exons: 11
Coding region: 20-1792 (590 amino acids)
Biological process (GO): transmembrane transport; amino acid transport
Cellular component (GO): plasma membrane
Molecular function (GO): amino acid transmembrane transporter activity
Source: RefSeq, a predicted model, not a curated record